This is a messenger RNA of Tribolium madens (black flour beetle), 2351 nucleotides long. RefSeq names its product glycine--tRNA ligase. Bases 87 to 2300 code for a protein of 737 amino acids. The record is from RefSeq and is a predicted model, not a curated record. Gene Ontology annotation, biological process: mitochondrial glycyl-tRNA aminoacylation. The transcript has 10 exons. Gene Ontology annotation, cellular component: cytoplasm; mitochondrion. NCBI's taxonomy places the organism in Eukaryota, Metazoa, Arthropoda, Insecta, Coleoptera, Tenebrionidae. Gene Ontology annotation, molecular function: ATP binding; glycine-tRNA ligase activity.
CUAGCCGACACAUGUGUUUCACUUCCCUUUCACUUUUGCGGUAAUUAAAAAAACUGCCCCGUGGCAGAUAUCUACCAAUCCAGUCAAUGAAAUUUUCGCAUAUUCCACUGUGUUUCAUUAAACUGAAUCACUUGUCAAAUUUCUUGGUUAGAAAUUGUGUCAAUACUCGAACAGUUUGCAUCAGCUCAGUUGUCUCAUCACAAAAGUGGGGCAUUAAGAAGAAACACCGAAACGUGAAACUGCAGUUGUAUUUCGACUCGAUGGCGGACCCCCAGAUGGAGGAAAUUUUGGCCCCCUUAAGGGCCAGUGUCAAAGAACAGGGCGAUCUAGUUCGCAAAUUGAAGGCGGAGGGAGCCCCAGUUCUGGACGUCAAAAAGGCAGUUACUGAACUGAAUGCCAGGAAAAAGGUCCUUGAGGAAAAAGAGUUGAGUUUGGCCCCCCAAGUCGCCACUUUUGACAGGGCUAAAAUGGAGGAUUUGCUGAAGAGACGGUUUUUCUACGACCAGUCGUUUGCGAUUUAUGGGGGGAUCACCGGCCAGUUUGAUUUCGGCCCCAUGGGGUGUGCCUUCAAAGCCAACUUGUUGCAAGCUUGGAGACAGUUUUUUAUCCUCGAGGAGCAAAUGUUGGAAGUUGAUUGCUCGAUUCUCACCCCUGAACCUGUUCUAAAGGCGUCCGGACAUGUUGAUCGAUUUGCUGAUCUUAUGGUCAAAGAUGUGGGGACAGGAGAGUGUUUUCGAUUGGAUCAUUUGAUAAAAGCCCAUUUGGAGAAAAUCUCAGCUGAUAAAAGGACCACCGAUGAUGUUAAAGCCGAUUGUCAGGACAUUGUUGUCAAAUUGGAUGGAAUGAACAAAGCGGAAAUGGCUGCUGUCAUGCAGAAAUACAACAUGAAGAGCCCUCUUACCGGAAAUGACCUCACAGAACCCAUUGAGUUUAAUCUCAUGUUUGGGACGCAAAUCGGACCUUCAGGACUCAUCAAAGGGUUUUUGCGUCCAGAAACGGCCCAGGGUAUUUUCGUCAAUUUCAAGCGCCUUUUGGAGUUCAACCAAGGGCGUUUGCCCUUUGCGGCCGCUCAAAUCGGUAACGCUUUUCGCAACGAAAUUUCCCCCCGUUCUGGUCUAAUCCGCGUCCGUGAGUUUACAAUGGCCGAAAUUGAGCAUUUUUGUGACCCAGCUGAUAAGAGUCAUCCAAAAUUUGACAGUAUCAGAGACACUGAACUGUUGUUAUAUUCGGCUUGCAACCAAAUGGAUGGAAAACCGGCCGAAAAACUAACAAUUGGUGCAGCCGUUGAUAAGGGGUUGGUAGCAAACCCGACUUUGGGGUAUUUUAUAGCACGCAUUCAUAAAUUUUUGAUUAAAUGUGGCGUUGAUGAGAAACGGUUGCGAUUUAGGCAACAUAUGGCCAAUGAGAUGGCACAUUACGCCCAAGAUUGCUGGGAUGCCGAAUGUUUAACAAGUUAUGGUUGGAUAGAGUGUGUGGGUUGUGCCGAUAGAUCAGCGUUUGAUUUAACCCAACACACUCAAGCUACAAGUGUGAGAUUAGCAGCGGAAAAAAAAUUAACUGAACCUAAAGUUAUCGAUGUUGUUGAGGCAACUCCCAAUAAGGGAGUUUUAGGCAAAACUUUUAAAAAAGAAGCCAAGAUUAUAACAGACGCUCUCACCCAAUUACAAGUUUCAGAAGUUGAAGCUCUUGAAAAUGAUUUAGACAGUAAUGGAUCACACGAACUGACAGUUGAGGAGAAAAAAUUCACUCUGACGAAAGAAAUGCUCACGGUGAAACGCUACCAAAAGACGCUUCAUGUCGAAGAAAUCAUUCCGAGUGUUAUUGAACCGUCUUUCGGUGUGGGACGAAUAAUGUAUACAAUUUUCGAACACAAUUUCAAAAUGCGUGAGAAUGACGAACAAAGAACUUAUCUUUCACUGCCGGCUUCAAUAUCACCGUUAAAGUGUAGUGUACUUCCCCUAAGUUCUAAUGUGGAAUUUGCGCCGUUUGUCAAACAACUAUCUACUGCCUUAACAAAAGUCGAUGUUUCGCACAAAAUAGACGACAGUUCUGGUUCUAUAGGACGAAGAUAUGCCAGAACUGAUGAAAUCGCUAUUCCAUAUGGUAUCACAAUUGAUUUUGAUACGUUGAAAGAACCCCAUAGUGUGACCUUGAGAGAGCGAGAUUCUAUGACACAAGUCAGAAUUCCGCUUGACGAAAUUGCGACAGUUUUACACGAUUUGUCCUACAGUAAAAAAUCGUGGGCCGAUGUCGAGGCCAAGUAUCCAAAAUUCGAACAACAGGAAAGUAAAGGGGUUUAAUUUAUUUACAUUUAUAUACACAUUUAAUUUAUUAAAUUAAACAACUUGGUA